Molecule: messenger RNA, 2266 nt
Organism: Arachis ipaensis
Lineage: Eukaryota; Viridiplantae; Streptophyta; Magnoliopsida; Fabales; Fabaceae
Source: RefSeq, a predicted model, not a curated record
UCUUGGGACCCAUAGUUGAUGUCAUGGAUUAUAAUUAAUCCUGAAGAAAUUCUUCGUCAAAAGUUGAUGAUGAUAGACUUUUAAUACCAACAUUGACGGUUGCACCAUACAAGACAAAGAUUAAGAAAUAAGUAUAAAGAGAGUUAUUGCAAUAAAUAUAACAAAUGAAAAUGUCACCCCAACCGCUACCUAUUUUAAAUUAGUAAAACGGAAAAAAAAAAAACGGAAACAAAAUGAUAUUUGAUGUAACAUGGAGAAGUGGGGGGUGUAGUUUGAAUUUCACCAUCAAACUAAGCACCUCCCAAUGCCAUGACCCCCACCAUUUCCCCAACCACAGGUGAGCAAGCCCAACCUACUUUUCUUCCUUUUCUUUUUUUCUUUUAUCCAGCUUUCUCUUUACUUUAAAGCACAUGCCAUCUCAUCUCUCUAUCUUUCUCAUUAUGUUGUUGGAAGAUAUCUUGUUGAGUGUUCCUCUAAUCUAACUUCACUUGCUCCGCAAGUACUCCAUGGAUUCUCAUGCUGCGGAAAUUACUUUUAUAUGGGAAUAACAGCUCUCUCACACACAACUAUUUCCAAAGUGAUUUUUUACUUUAAGCUCUAUUCAACAAACUUAUCACUACUUUGAGGGUGUCAGGGUUAGUCACAUUUCAAAUUUUCAAUCCUCAAAUAGAGAACAAAAUAGAUAGAGCCAACCAUGCCAUUUGGUCUGGUUUCGGCCUGGAACAAGCGCCGUCGAAGCAAGUCCGAAGAUCAUACUGACCCUUGUAUUUUUCUCUUCCUUUUUUCUUCUUCUCAUGCUUUAAUAGCUUACAAAAUCUAUUCAGGGGUUUAUAGACCUGCGGAGUGCUGGCAACUCGAAGAACAAGUAACACGACCUGCGAAAAGACUGCAUGGAUCAGCUGUGUUCACUCUCAAGGAGAUGGAAGAGGCAACAUGUUCAUUCAGUGAUGACAAUCUGCUAGGGAAAGGAGGAUUCGGCAAAGUGUACCGCGGCAUUUUACGGUCGGGAGAGGUCGUCGCAAUCAAGAAGAUGGCGCUGCCAGCAAUUAAAGAAGCCGAGGGGGAACGUGAGUUCCGAGUUGAAGUGGACAUCUUGAGCAGACUCGACCACCCAAAUCUUGUUUCUUUGAUAGGCUACUGUGCUGAUGGAAAACAUAGAUUCCUAGUAUAUGAAUACAUGCAUAAUGGAAACCUGCAAGAUCAUUUGAAUGGAAUUGGAGAAAGAAAAAUGGAUUGGCCCCUAAGACUCAAAGUGGCACUAGGAGCUGCAAAAGGCCUUGCUUAUCUCCACUCAAGUUCUGAUGUUGGAAUUCCCAUUGUUCAUAGAGAUUUCAAAUCAACCAAUAUUCUCUUAGAUGCUAACUUUGAUGCAAAGAUAUCUGACUUUGGGCUUGCCAAGUUAAUGCCAGAAGGUCAAGAGACACAUGUCACGGCCAGAGUUCUUGGAACCUUUGGCUAUUUUGAUCCUGAGUAUACAUCGACUGGGAAACUUACUCUGCAAAGUGAUGUUUAUGCUUUUGGUGUUGUUCUUCUGGAACUUUUGACUGGACGCCGAGCAGUUGAUCUAAACCAAGGUCCCAAUGAUCAGAACCUUGUACUACAGGUGAGGCAUAUUCUGAAUGAUCGAAAGAAGCUGCGUAAGGUCAUAGAUCCAGAGAUUGCCCGAAAUUCUUACACUAUUCAGUCUAUAGUCAUGUUUGCCAAUCUGGCAUCAAGAUGCGUCCGAACUGAUAGUAAUGAGAGACCUUCAAUGGCAGAAUGUGUACAGGAACUCCUAAUGAUUAUCUAUACAAAUUCAAAAGGUUUGGGAAUGGUUAUGCAUAGUUUGAGAUUGAUCUAGAAAAAAAAAGGGUAAGACAUGGAACUACAAUGAUUUCUUCUUGAUAACAAAUAAGAGCUCUCUAUAAGAAGCUGUCCAUCCACACAUAAAAACAAGGCAGAGUAACAUGACCAGGAGGCUUUGCACAUUCUUGUACAGCAUAUAACUAAUUUGGAUGAUCUGAUAGGAGAUAAGGAACUCAAUUGGUUAAUCCAUGGUGGACGAAGCUGAUGGAAGAUUUUCAUUUUUUCUUCUUUCUUUUCCGAAGUCAUGAGUACCUAAUGUUAUUGUUUUGUUUUGGCACAGCUGGCAUGGUUCAAGAAAUUCCAUAUGCCAUAUUGUUCUAAUAUUGAGAUUGAUUUAUAGUUAUAAACCCAAGACACAUACCCGUGGUUUGAUUAUACUCAUGAAAAAUCCAGAGUUCAGAUAAUUUGUAUUUUGUGUGCA